Molecule: messenger RNA, 2760 nt
Organism: Ceratotherium simum simum (southern white rhinoceros)
Lineage: Eukaryota; Metazoa; Chordata; Mammalia; Perissodactyla; Rhinocerotidae
Gene: CARS1
Product: cysteinyl-tRNA synthetase 1
Biological process (GO): cysteinyl-tRNA aminoacylation
Cellular component (GO): cytoplasm
Molecular function (GO): ATP binding; cysteine-tRNA ligase activity
Source: RefSeq, a predicted model, not a curated record
CGGGACUUCCGGGGCGGUGGUUGCAUCAGAUUCUGAGAAGCUGUCGCCGCGGCCGCGGUUCCGGGAUUCUUACGAUGGCAGGUUCCUCUGGGGAGCAGGCUCCCGACUACAGGUGCAUCCUGAGCAUUAGUGACGAGGCAGCCAGGGUGCAGGCCCUGGACGAGCACCUCAGCACGCGUAGCUAUGUGCAGGGGCACUCACUGUCCCAGGCAGACGUGGACGCCUUCAGGCAGCUCUCAGCCCCUCCCUCCGACGCUCGGCUUUUCCACGUGGCUCGCUGGUUCAGGCACAUAGAAGCGAUCCUGGGCAGCCCCCGAGGCAGAGGCGAGCCCAGUGGGCUCCAAGCAAGUAAAGGCCGGCGGGUGCAGCCUCAGUGGUCUCCUCCCGCCCGGUCCGAGCCGUGCAAGCUGCGCCUUUACAACAGCCUCACCCGGAAUAAGGACGUGUUUAUACCUCAAAAUGGGAAAAAGGUGACAUGGUAUUGCUGUGGGCCGACCGUCUACGACGCAUCUCACAUGGGGCACGCCAGGUCCUAUAUCUCCUUCGAUAUCUUGAGAAGAGUGUUGAGGGAUUACUUCAAGUUUGACGUCUUUUACUGCAUGAACAUCACAGACAUUGAUGAUAAGAUCAUCAAGAGGGCCCGGCAGAACUACCUGUUUGAGCAGUAUCGGGAGCAGAAGCCACGGGCAGCACAGCUCCUGGAGGACGUUCACACCGCCCUAAAGCCGUUUUCAGUAAAAUUAAACGAGGCGACGGAUCCCGACAAAAAGCAGAUGCUCGAACGCAUUCAGCACACGGUGACGCUUGCCGCAGAACCGCUGGAGAGGGCCGUGCAGUGCGACCUUGCUGGAGAGGAGCUGGACAGCCGUGUGGAGGUAUUGUUGGAAGAAGCAAAGGAUUUGCUUUCUGACUGGCUGGAUUCCACACGUGGCAGUGAGGUGACUGACAAUUCUAUUUUCUCCAAACUGCCCAAGUUCUGGGAAGAGGAAUUCCACAAAGACAUGGAAGCCCUGAACGUUCUCCCUCCAGACGUCUUAACCCGGGUUAGCGAGUAUGUGCCGGAGAUCGUGAAGUUUGUCCAGAAGAUUGUGGACAACGGUUACGGCUAUGCUUCAAAUGGGUCCGUCUACUUUGAUACCAUGAAGUUUGCUUCUAGUGAGAGACACUCCUAUGGGAAGCUGGUGCCCGAGGCUGUUGGGGAUCAGAGAGCCCUGCAGGAAGGGGAAGGUGACCUGAGCAUCUCGGCAGACCGCCUGAGCGAGAAGCGGUCCCCCAACGACUUUGCCCUGUGGAAAGCCUCCAAGCCGGGGGAGCCGUCCUGGCCGUGCCCAUGGGGAAAGGGGCGGCCGGGAUGGCACAUCGAAUGCUCCGCCAUGGCGGGCACCCUCUUGGGAGCCUCGAUGGAUAUUCAUGGAGGGGGCUUCGACCUCCGGUUCCCCCACCAUGACAACGAGCUUGCGCAGUCAGAGGCCUACUUUGAAAAUGACUGCUGGGUCAGGUAUUUCCUGCACACCGGCCACCUGACGAUCGCAGGCUGCAAAAUGUCAAAAUCGCUCAAAAACUUCAUCACCAUCAAAGACGCUUUGAAGAAGCAUUCAGCCCGGCAGCUGCGGCUGGCCUUCCUGAUGCACUCUUGGAAGGACACGCUGGAUUAUUCGAGCAAUACCAUGGAGUCGGCGCUUCAGUAUGAGAAGUUCAUGAACGAGUUUUUCUUAAAUGUGAAAGAUGUCCUUCGAGCCACUGUUGAUAUAACCGGUCGGUUUGAAAAGUGGGAAGAUGAAGAAGCAGAACUGAAUAAGAGCUUUUACGACAAGAAGACGGCGGUUCACGAAGCCCUCUGUGAUAACGUCGACACGCGCACUGUUUUGGAAGAAAUGCGGGCUCUGGUCAGCCAGUGCAACCUCUACAUGGCAUCCCGGAAGGCUGUGCGGAGGAGGCCCAACCGGGCCCUGCUGGAGAGCAUCGCCGUGUACGUCACCCACAUGCUGAAGAUCUUUGGGGCCAUAGAAGAGAACAGCUCUCUGGGUUUCCCAGUUGGAGGAUCUGAAACCAGCAUAAACCUCGAGUCUGCAGUCACGCCGUACCUUAAGGUGCUGUCGGAUUUCAGAGAAGGAGUGCGCAGGAUCGCCCGGGAGAGAAAAGUCCCGGAGGUCCUGCAGCUCAGCGACACCCUGCGGGACGACAUCCUGCCUGAGCUCGGGGUGCGGUUUGAAGAUCACGAAGGACUUCCCACUGUGGUCAAGUUGGUGGACAGAGACACCUUAUUGAAAGAGAGAGAAGAAAAGAAAAGGGCUGAAGAAGAGAAGAAGAAGAAGAAAGAGGAGGCAGCCAGGAAAAAACAGGAACAAGAAGCGGCAAAGCUGGCCAAGAUGAAGAUCCCGCCCCACGAGCUGUUCCUGUCAGAGAAUGACAAGUACUCCAAGUUCGAUGAAAACGGCCUGCCCACGCACGACGCGGAAGGCAAGGAACUGAGCAAAGCGCAAGCCAAGAAGCUGAAGAAGCUCUUGGAAGCUCAGGAGAAGCUGCACAAGGGGUAUCUGCAGAUGCUUCCCAGCGGAGGCCUCCACGAGGGGGCAGGGGACUGAGUUACCACACUGCCGUCCAUGGCCUGAUGGCUUCCUCUGCCGCAGUGGUGACCGUGCCCCGUGCUCUGGUCGUGUUUACAGUGGGCCUCGGGUCCUAAAUUAAGAAUUCUGUUCCUCGAGGUCCGUGCCGUCGUCGGCUCUGAGGCGUCAGUAAUAAAUUCUUCCCAACAGCGAG